CAGACCCUCAUUCUAUACAGUGCAGAAAGGACUGAUGUUACAAUGAUGAUCAGACAUUGGGCAAUCUUUUUGUUUUAUGCCAACUCCGUUUGUGCAUUAACCAAGGACAUUGUUCAACCAAACCCAGUGAUGGUUACUCACCGGGGAGCUAGUGUGAUUAUCACUUGCUUUUUGCCAACUGAUGUGAAUACCGAUGUUGUUUGGUUCAAGCAGACUCUUGGACAGAAACCCCUUCUCAUGACAUCGAGACUUUCCAGUGGACAAUAUUUUUAUUUCAACAACUUUACCAAGAAUUUCACUGAUACUAAACAUCUGAGUGUGAAGAGAGGAGUUGACAGCUUUAACCUGACCAUCUCCAAGACAGAGCCAUGGGACUCUGCUACAUACUACUGUGGUGCUAUGAAAGUGGGCAAAGUCAAAUUUGGAGAAGGAACUGUAUUGAUUGUAAAAGGUUCAGAGUCCAACAGCAUGUCUGUGAACCAGCAGCCUGUGUUUGAGUUAGUCCAGCCAGGAGACUCUGUGACUCUGAACUGUACAAUACACACUGAGACCUGUGCAGGAGAAUACAGUGUCUAUUGGUUCAGACAUGGCUCAGGAGAAUCCUGUCCAGGAAUCCUUUACACCAAUGGAGACAGGAGUGAUCAGUGUGAGAAGAGCAUUGAGACUGGGUCUCCUACACAGAGCUGUGUUUACAACCUCCCCAAGAGGAACCUCAACCUCUCUGAUGCUGGGACUUACUACUGUGCUGUGGCAUCAUGUGGGGUGAUACUGUUUGGAAACGGGACCAAGCUGCAUGUUGACCAUGGUUGUAAGGAGGACCAUGUUUUCAUGGUGUACUGUCUGGGUGUAGCGUUGGCUCUUUGUGUCAUCCUCAUCAUUGUCCUUGGUUGUUUUUUGUGUAAGAUGACCAAGAAAACCUCUCUGCUGUGCAGAGGAACGCACCCUCAGACAAGUGGUCUGGCAGUCGCCAGUUCUCAUAACCAGGAUCAAGAAGACGAUGACACACUCACGUCGGUCCAUUACGCUGCUCUGAAUGUCAUCCACAAGAAGCCAAAGACCCGGAGACACAGGAGCGCCAUGGAGAGAGACACUGUGUACUCUGGGGUGAGGUGCCAAAACAUGGACUGAAACAUCAACUUUUGCUCUUUAAUUAAUAAUGUGCAUUGAUUUUGUGUUUUCUACACUGUAUGUAUAACUAUGGCUUUUCAUUGUGUGUUACAAUCAGUUGUAUUCUGUUCAAGCUCCUUUUAAUAACUUUUCAUGUUCAAAAUUGCGCACUCUCCUCAAACAACAGCAUGGUAUUAUUUCACUGUAAUAACUACUGUAAAUUGGACAGUGCAGUUAGAUAAACAAUAAUGUAAGCUUUCUGCCAAUAUUAGAUAUGUCUAUGUCCUGGGAAUUUUUCCUGUUACUUAUAACUUCAUGCUAAUCGCAUUAGCCUAUGUUAGCUCAACCGUCCCGUGGAAAGGACACCGAUCCCGAAUUAAAACCUCUUAAGGAUUACCCCCUUUUUUUUCAAUUUUUGCCUAAAAUAACAUAUUCUUGGUACCAUUUGAAAGGAAACACUUUGAAGGUUAUGGAAGCGUGAAAGGAAUGUAGUAGAAUAUAACACAAUAGAUCUGGUAAAAGUUAAUAAAAAAAAGAAAUGCAAGAGAAAGGCCAUAAUGUAUUAUUCCAGCCCAGGGACAAUUUUGAUUUUGGCCACUAGAUGACAUCAGUGUAUGAGCACUGUGUAUGAGCACUUUUAGACUGAUCCAAUGAACUGUUUUAUUUCUAUUAAAAAUGUUGUAUCAAGAUUGCCCAAAUGUCCCUAAUUUAUUUAUUAACAUUGGUACUGUUGUGCAUUUUACAGUAGAUCCAAUAAAACAUUAAACUGCUUUCAUAUAGA
Molecule: messenger RNA, 1888 nt
Organism: Salmo salar (Atlantic salmon)
Lineage: Eukaryota; Metazoa; Chordata; Actinopteri; Salmoniformes; Salmonidae
Biological process (GO): response to bacterium
Source: RefSeq, a predicted model, not a curated record